This is a messenger RNA of Chiroxiphia lanceolata (lance-tailed manakin), 1560 nucleotides long. RefSeq lists its product as uncharacterized. Gene Ontology annotation, cellular component: centrosome. The record is from RefSeq and is a predicted model, not a curated record. The transcript is spliced from 12 exons. Lineage: Eukaryota; Metazoa; Chordata; Aves; Passeriformes; Pipridae. Bases 108 to 1508 code for a protein of 466 amino acids.
AGCCCGGGGGGGGGUGGUCAGGGGGCUGUUUUUAGGGCUGUGGGGGUUGUUCUGGCCCUUGGGGACAGGCAGGGCAGGGGUCAUCAGACGGGAAUUUGGGGAGCAGGAUGGAGGGGUACUGCAGUGUCAGCAUCAACAGGAAGCAGAGUUGCUUGUUCCCCACACUCUUGCAGCUCUCCACUGAGGAGGUGGUGGCCAUCUGGGAUGUUGUGUCUGUGUACAUCCUGGGGCAGAUGAAGCAGGACAAGGGUGUCCUGGUCCCAGGACUAGGGACCUUUGCUGUGGUCCCUGAGCAAGUUGAUGGUGCAGAAGAGGUAUAUGUAGUGCGAAGACCUGUGUUCCAGUUGGACAUGGAUGUGUCCUGUCUGCAGGAGUUGAUGUUCCCCACAGUGAUGAUCCCUGGUGACAUUGAGAUCGCACCACUAGACUACUGGUGGCUGUCACAGACCACGUCCCUCCCGCCAGACAUAUUGAGGGACUGUGUGGAGGAGACCGUCCUCCUAUACUCCUUUCAGCUGAGGGACAGGCAGCACCUUGCCUUUGCCUUUGGGGACACUGGCGUCCUGUCAUGCCAGGACAAUGUCCUGUGCAUGCAGUUCCACCGCAGCUGCGUCAAGAAGCUGGAGAACUGGGACACCUGGGUGGCUCUACUGCUCACUAGGCUGUGUGUGCUGGAUGCUGGUCUCAAUGAUGGAGUUGGGGGGAUGCAGGCUGCAUGGGCUCACUCGUUCCCCAGGUUUCAGCUUGCUGUGUCUGAGGCUUUCUCCACCUGGCACAUGAAGGUUGCAGAGAAGCACAGGGUCAGAACAGGGGCACAGGAACAUCCUGACAAGUUUUCCCUCCCCAUGCUACCAAAGCUGAGGCCAGGCAUGAGGCAGCAAGAGCCAGGGAUGAAGCCACCUGCCAGUGUGCUGCCCCUGUCCCCAGGCAUCUUUCCUGGGAUGGGGGAGACAGAUGGGCAGGAGUCAGCUCCUUCAGCUAGGCUUGACACCACACUCCUGGCCUCUGAGAACUGCCAGAGAGCGCUGCAGGAGGUCUGUCAGCUGUCUGCAGAGUGGGAGCACGGGAAUUCCUGCUGGAGAGAGCAGAAGGUGGAAUGGGUGGCAUGGGAAGCCUGGGCUGCCAGGGAGGAUCAGCAGGUGCCCCAGGUAUCUGGCCCUGGAGGUCCUUGGGCUCCCCAUCCUUCACUCCAGCCCCAGAGAAAGGGGGUCACUGUGACAUGGGGGAGGGCUGGAACCCCCCUCCCUGUGGACGAGAUGGUGGAGAGAUUCCAACCUGGGACCAGGCACCUUUCCCCACGAGCCAUCCAGGUGCUCCAUGCGCUGGAGCCACAUCAGACACGGAGGAACAUCUUCACGUUUUUGGCUGAGAACAAGCGGCGGCGGCAGGAGCAACAGAAGCAGCUCUGCAGCUCCAGGUACUCGUCCAGCGGCCAAGGAGCAAGGGCUGGAGUGGUGGCUGCAGCCAUGGCUGGUAGUGACAGGUCUGGAAGGCUGCUCACCUGCUGAGGUCCACCCAUGGAUACAAAAUAAAUACUGCCAGGGAUGUUCCCACCUGGAC